AUGUCUCAUGAAACUGAAAAUCGAAUUCAAACAUUACAUGAUACAAAUACGAAUCAUUCAUCAGGAGAAAAUAUCGAUCCAGAAUUAUAUCAAUUACAAAUACAAUUAACAGCUAUACAAGAACAACAACGUUUACAAGCAUUAAUGAUAAAACAAUUUCAACAACAAUUAAAAGUUUAUCAACAAAAACGAAAUUAUAUUGAAAAUGAAGAAAAUGUUGGAUCACAACAACAACAACAAACAUAUACUUGUCCUAUUUGCUCUCAUCAUCUAUCUUCGCAUUCAAAUUUAAAAAUUCAUCUUGAACAACAUCGCGAUAAAUUACAAAAAGUUACAUCAACAGCUCCAAUGGAAGAUAAUAAUAAUAAUAAUCAUGACGACGAUGAGGAUGUUAAUGAGGAUGAUGAAGAAGUAGAACUAGAUGAAGAUGAAGAAGAGGAAGAAGAAGAUGGAUUAAUAAUUCAAACUGAAGUAGACGAUAGAUCUGUGACAUCACCACUUGAUUUAUCAACUAGCGAUCAUUUAUCAUCAACUUCGAUUAAAUCCGAUGAAGAACAACAGAUACCUUCAUCAAUACAAUUUCAAAUGGAAGAACAUGAAGGUGAACCCGAAGAUCCAAAUAUGGCUAAAUUAAAAGAUAUGAUUGAACAACUUGAACGAACAACAAAUAAAAGUGAUUCCAAUGAAUGUGUCGUUUGUAAACGUAUACUUUCAUGUCAAAGUGCGCUUAAAAUGCAUUAUCGUACACAUACUGGUGAACGUCCAUUUCGUUGUCGAAUAUGUUCACGAGCAUUUUCUACGAAAGGAAAUCUUAAAACUCAUAUGAAUGUACAUCGUCUUACGGAUGAUAAUAAUUCAAUAAAAUCGAAUCGUUGUUCAAUAUGUCAAAAACAAUUGAAUAAUAUUGAACAAUUACGUUCACAUUUAAAAGAUCAUCUCGUUGAUCCAAAUAAUGCAUCACUAGUUGAAGAAGCUUUACGUACAAUUGAUUCUGAAAGAUCCUUAUCAAGUAUUGAUGAUGAAUCACAAAUAGAUAUUCAGCGUGAUAAUCAAUCAGUUAAAAAUGAUGAAGUUGAAGAAGAUGAUGAUACCAAAUCUUCAGCUAUUUCGAAUUCGUUAGCUGCAGCUAUAGCUGCUGCCGCAUCAACAUAUUCAAAUGGAAAUUUAACAAAUCAUUUAUCACCAUUUAAUUUAUUUAAUCCUCAAUUUUUUCCAAAUUUAGCUGCUAGUACAUUUCCAUUUUUAGCUGCUGCUGCAGCAUUAAAUAAUUCCAAUUCAUCAGUUAAUGAUGAACAUAAAGAUAAUAGUAUAAAUGAAAAUGGUGAAGAUUUAUCAAUGUCAUCAAAAAUGUUAGUUGAUGAAUCAUUACUAAAUAAUGAUAAAAAUCAUUUAAGACGUUCAUCAUCAAUCUUACAACAUGUUUGUAAUGUUUGUUCAAAAAAUUUUUCAUCUGCUUCUGCUUUACAAAUACAUAAUCGAACACAUACGGGUGAAAAACCGUAUAAAUGUGAAGUUUGUGGUCGAGCAUUUACAACAAAAGGAAAUUUAAAAGUUCAUACUGGUACACAUAUGUAUCAUACACAAACAAGUCCAACAAUGGUUAAUAGUGGAGCUGCAGCACGUCAACGACGACGUUAUGAUUUUCAUCCAUACUCAGUUAAUGUAACUGAUGUUGGUAAAACUAUAACAUCAUCACCAUCAUCAACAAUAAUUAAAAGUGAAUCUUGA
Adineta steineri is the source of this 1728-nucleotide messenger RNA. Lineage: Eukaryota; Metazoa; Rotifera; Eurotatoria; Adinetida; Adinetidae. The record is from the annotation of a GenBank genome assembly.